Drosophila biarmipes is the source of this 3060-nucleotide messenger RNA. Its product is annotated as putative ATP-dependent RNA helicase BoYb. The coding region runs from base 1 to 3060 and encodes 1019 amino acids. The record is from RefSeq and is a predicted model, not a curated record. Gene Ontology annotation, molecular function: ATP binding; nucleic acid binding. The transcript has 2 exons. Gene Ontology annotation, biological process: transposable element silencing; germ-line stem cell division. Lineage: Eukaryota; Metazoa; Arthropoda; Insecta; Diptera; Drosophilidae.
AUGCCGGAUGGCAAGGAUCCCAACUAUGAGGUGGGCGAUCCGUACAGCAAGCAGGAGGCGAUCCGGCCACUGGUGGUCACCAACUGCUCCGAAUAUGUGGUGGCCCAUUCCACUUACUCACUGCGGCCAGCUCGUUUCUUCUCGGAGGUGCUGAUGCUGCCUCAUAUCCUGGAGACGAUGAGGAAACUAGGACUCAACCGCUUGCUGCGCCUGCAGGCGUACUCGUGGCCACAUCUGGGCGCAGGACUGGGGCACGGAGCGUUGAUAGUGGGUGCCCCGCGCAGUGGACGCACCUUCGCCUACGUUCCCCCGGUUUGCCAGGCGGUUUGCAAAGUCUUGGCGGAGAGCCGGCGUCAAAGGAUGCUCCAUCCCGGCAAAUGGCCAGAGAAUGAGCUGGGAGCGGUGGCCCUGAUCCUGGUGCCCGACUUGGCGCGCGUCCGCCAGGUGAGUGCCAUGUGCCAAGCCCUGCUGCGGAAGGCGCGCAGCGAGGAUGGCGUCACUUUGACUUUAAGCGUUCCCACAGCGGUUUCCUCAGAGUUCUUACUCCGGCUUUUGAACGGCGUGGGAUGUCUGGUGGCCACUCCCGCCCAGCUCGCAUGCUUUUGGCGUGAGGCGCCGGGACUUCUGCGGUUUCCGCGCCUCCAGUUUCUGGUGUACGAUGAUGUAGACUUGAUGUCUGCUGAGCAGCUGCGAAAUGCGAAGCUGGUGGUGCAGGAGAUCUUGCCCACCAGCCACUACCCACAGGUGGUGAUGGAGGCGCGCUCCUAUAGCGAAGCUCUAAUGACCAAGAUGAGAAUGGCCAGCAACCACCCGGCAGUUAUAUUUGGGGACGUCCUGGAGGCAGCCCUCUACGGUGGCACGCGCAUACGGAUUUUCCUGGCUCGUUUGCAGGCGAAGAGCGACAAGGUGGUCCAGGUGCUGAAACAACGAUCUCCGCAGGCUUACCGCACCGUGGUCUACUGCAUGGAUGAUGCGGAGAUGCAGGAACUGGUGCAGGCUCUGGAGGAUCGUGGCUUCGGUUGCCUGCCCUACUUUCAGACUUCGGACUUGGAGGUUCUCGAACAGUUUCACCACUGGCUAGCAAACACUCGCGGGGUGAUCCUCCUCUGCACGGACAACUGCCCGGAGCUGAUCAUCCGGAAUGCACAUACACUUAUCCAUUACGGGAUGGGCAACUCGUUUAGCAAGUUCAAGAUGAGGCAUCUUACGCUCUCCGGCAACUUAACCAACAGUCUGGCUCCCACAGUCAGUCAGGUCUCCCUGCUUUCUCUGGUGCUCCUGGACAAUAGCAACCAACGGCAGCUGCCUCGGCUUGUGGACUUCUUGCGGUCGCACCAGCAGCUGGAUCCCGCCGUGGUGGCAGUGGCUCAGAGGAUUCGAAGGGAUAUAGAGAGUAAGAAGAGCAACGAGCAAGCGCUCUGCGGCCAGAUCUUUGUGUUCGGCGAGUGCCGUGAUCCUGUUUGCGAAGAUCGACAUCAUGUGGCCGACUUGGACAGGCGUCCUAGUUAUGUUCCCGCCUCCGGAGACGUGAAGGUUCAGCUGGUUCGGGUCUACUCUCCCACUCACUUUUGCGUCCGCCUGCUAGAGCACUUGCCGCCCAAGGGCAAUUCGAAGGCAAUGCCCUUCUUGGCGAUUCAGGAGAUACGCCUAAAGCUCCUGCAGGAUAAGCAGCCCCAUCGCUACUGGCCUCCAGUGGCAGGAGCGAUCUGCAUGCUCCACACCGCCCACAUCAAGGAGCGUGUUCGGGUGCUCAAGGUAGCUCCCAUUCAGGACGUGAAUCUGUUAAGCUCCGACAUAGCGGUGAAAGUGCAGGCUCUUGAUGUUGACACUCGAGUCGUGGAAGCGCAAUCCGGUCGACUCUUCGAGUGUUCGAAGGCACUGCUGCAGGAGCCCCCCAUGUCCUGCGAUCUGCGAUUGCUUGGAGUGGUGCCGCAGUCCGGCGAAAGCAGCUGGGCCGAGGAGGAGCGCACCACUGUCGAGUGCUGGCUAAAGAAUCUGCCCAAGGGUCAUUUUCUCCAGGCCAAAAUUCAGUUCGCAGCGGCAAACACCCUCUUUGUACAGGAUCUGGUGGCCAUGGUUUAUGCAGACAACUCAUCAAGAAUAAUUUGGGAAGCAGAUGAAAGCACACUUAAGAAGAUGGAAAAGGAGAUUGAAGAGCCGGAAUCUCCGCAAGUUCUUCACGCCAGAUGCCCGCGCCUUAUACAGAAAGCACGCGAGGUGACUCAGAAGAACCAGCUGAUGCAGAAGGAUCAGGAGUUCAAGUCGAAAGCAACUCCUAAAUCGAAUAGUAAUAUUCAAAGCUCUUCACAAUCCAAUGAAGACAGCAUGUCUCAGCUUUAUAAGUGUAUCAGGAACUGCGCUAUGUUCCAACUGGAGGACGCCAAACAAGUCAAAAAUGAUCCUAACCAGGUCACUAUUGAUCCCGUCGAAUUUCUCAACCAAGUGAUGGGCGGAGGGAGCAAUCAGUGUGAUCCUCCUCAAGUUAACCCAAAACCAAAGAAGAAAACGAACAAGGCUAGGACUGCCUUACCACCAGUACCAGCUAAAACCUUCAAGGAAGAGAUACCAUUGCAAACACAUCCCAAUGUGUCGCGACCGUAUGUGACCUACUAUCAGAACACGGCUACCUUGGAGCUGCAGGUGUGCCUGCCAGAAGACGAUCAACAGUACGGGGCUUUGUUUCUGGGAUCGCAGAUCUUCUUUACGGCAACCUCGAAGCUCUCGGACCUGGUUCAUCAGUUCUUCUUGAACCUGAAAUUUCCAUAUAGCUCCGUGUGCCACCACAUGGUGGGUCGCACCGCGUACAUCAGUGUUGUGAAGUCGUUGGCCUUCGUCGAUCCUCUGGACUUUGCCGAGUAUCGAUUCAUGAAGCCCAACCUCGAAAUGUUUUAUAAAAUCGAGGACUCCAAAAGUAAUAGCUUUAAACGACUCUUGGCCUAUCGUGGAUAUGUGCAGGAAAAAGUCCAUGAUGAGCACAGCAGCGAAGACAGCGAUGAAGAGGAGCGGGAUCUGGACGGGACCGAACGUGUGGAUCAUGGCAAGCUAUUUGACUUGUUCUAA